Messenger RNA from Trichoderma reesei QM6a, 798 nucleotides. RefSeq names its product CCAAT-binding factor (gene hap5). Gene Ontology annotation, biological process: regulation of DNA-templated transcription. The record is from RefSeq and is a predicted model, not a curated record. Gene Ontology annotation, molecular function: DNA-binding transcription activator activity, RNA polymerase II-specific; protein heterodimerization activity; DNA binding. The transcript is spliced from 5 exons. Gene Ontology annotation, cellular component: nucleus; CCAAT-binding factor complex. Lineage: Eukaryota; Fungi; Ascomycota; Sordariomycetes; Hypocreales; Hypocreaceae. Bases 1 to 798 code for a protein of 265 amino acids.
AUGGAAUCCCAGAACCAAUCCGCGCCAACGCACCCGUCACAUAACCGGCCGACGCCAGUCUAUGAUCCCACACAAGGCGGACACUAUGGUCUUGCCUCGCAAGGCUUUGCGCCGGCAGAGCUCUACACCGGACCCUGGGCUAACGUAGUUCACCAGGGCCUCACAGGCCAGUACAAGGACAUCUUGACGACUUACUGGCAGCAAACCAUCAGCCACCUGGAGAGCGACACGCACGACUACAAGAUUCAUCAGCUGCCCCUCGCUCGCAUCAAAAAGGUCAUGAAGGCCGAUCCCGAAGUCAAGAUGAUAUCCGCCGAAGCGCCCAUCCUCUUCGCCAAGGGCUGCGACAUAUUCAUCACGGAGCUCACCAUGCGAGCCUGGAUUCAUGCCGAGGAAAACAAGAGGCGCACGCUGCAGCGCUCCGACAUUGCCUCUGCGCUCGCAAAGUCCGACAUGUUUGAUUUCCUCAUCGACAUUGUCCCUCGUGAGGAGGCUACCGCACAUGCUAAACGAACCAACACACAGCCGUCCGCCGCCCAAUCCGUCCCCGGCGCAGGCCAGGCACCCAUGCCCGGGCAGCACGCCGGCAUGGCCCCGGCGGCCGGCCAUCCGUCGUCCCACUCCAUGGCCACCGCAGACUACAUAGGCGGGCAUGCGCUUCCGUCUGAGCAGGACUACAGGCAGCCCCCCAGCAUGAUGUAUGGUGAGAUGGAUAACAUGUACCAGUAUUCAGCAAUGCAGCCGCAACAGGCUAACCGCCGCCGACAGCCGCCCAUGCCAUCCGAAGACUUUGAAUAG